UACAAACCACAAACAAAACCAAACCAACCAUAACAGAUGGGUACAGCCCCAACCCAUUAACCCCUUUCCAUUUUUGUGGUGUAAUUAUGCCUAAAUUCUCUCAUUCUGUAACCUCCUUCCAACAGAUAAACAUGCUAUUUCUGUAAUUCCAUUUCCAUACUUAUCAUUCCAUUUCUCAUAAAUCCCUAUCUCUCCCUCCUUACUUGGAAACGCACCUCGAAUUAUGGGCUUUAAAGCUCUUUUCAACCGCAAGAAAUCCAAGAAAUCAAGCGAUUCUUCGGUCGUUUCACCCGCCGGUUCUCCGCCGGAUCCGUUGUCCAGAUCGGGAUCUCAAUCUCUCCGGUUAAAACAUCAGACCGAUGAGUUACAGCACGUUUUCAACAAAUUCGAUGCAAAUGGUGAUGGCAAGAUCUCCUCCGCCGAGCUUGGCUCCAUUAUGGCUAGCCUUGGCCAUAAAGCCACAGACGAAGAGCUACGAAAGAUGAUAAUGGAAUUUGACGCCGAUGGCGAUGGAUUCAUCGAUUUUCAAGAGUUCGUUGAGUUGAAUACGCAAGGAGUGGAUACAAAUGAGGCUAUGGAGAAUUUAAGAGACGCGUUUUCUGUUUAUGAUAUUGAUGGAAAUGGUUCGAUUUCUGCUGAAGAAUUGCAUAGAGUGAUGGGCAGUUUGGGCGAGUCGUGUUCUAUUGCAGAGUGCAGGAGGAUGAUAAGUGGUGUUGAUGGUGACGGUGAUGGUAUGAUUGAUUUUGAAGAGUUUAAGGUCAUGAUGACAGUCGGUUCUAGAUGGGACACCUCCACCGAAGAUCUCAGAUGAAUCAAUUGUUUGGUGGCGGUUGCGGUUGCGGCGGUGCUUCUGCGUUGUGUCUGGUUUCCAAGAUCUGAUAGGUUCCCUUUUAUCACUUAUUUUUCUGUCUUCCUUUUUUUGCUUUGUUUUGAUUAAGAACUUGUGCAUAUAUAUAAUUGAAUAUUGCUGUUGGGUUUCUAACAUUAUCAAAUCCAAAAUUUUCAAUGAAUUUCAUAUUAUUGUUAUCA
Molecule: messenger RNA, 1029 nt
Organism: Jatropha curcas
Lineage: Eukaryota; Viridiplantae; Streptophyta; Magnoliopsida; Malpighiales; Euphorbiaceae
Product: EF hand calcium-binding protein family
Molecular function (GO): calcium ion binding
Source: RefSeq, a predicted model, not a curated record